Dibothriocephalus latus is the source of this 1047-nucleotide messenger RNA. NCBI's taxonomy places the organism in Eukaryota, Metazoa, Platyhelminthes, Cestoda, Diphyllobothriidea, Diphyllobothriidae. The record is from the annotation of a GenBank genome assembly.
UCCCUGCACACAGUCAAGGAGGCCAAAGACGCUGAAUGGAAUCUUCCGGACAAGCUGCUGGGUAUCCAAACCAGGACGGUCAAUUGUGUGAUGCGGAACGGCCUCAACGAUUCCGAGGAGAGGGUCCCCGAUGCGUACUGCCAACGAAUCAGCGGUAACGCUCCUGAUAGGAGCCAGUCUUGUCCGAAUCCUAUCUGUUAUCGCUGGGGGACUGUCAGAUUCCAAAGGUGCUCCGCGGACUGUGGACCCGGAAUGCAGGUCGGGGAGUUGUCGUGUGAACGUGUUCGGCUCUUGGCCUCGGAAACCCCAUCUGACGACGGAUUCAAUGUUGGGGUUACCGAAGUCUCGGUGGACGAUUGCCGUCGUCACAUUGCCUCUAACAUCUCUCUCGUGAUUCUGCCUGAAUUUACGCCCACCGUUUUUUCCUUGGAAAAUCACAGUAUUCCUCGCCUUCCUCAACUUCCCACAGGGGCUCGGAUUGUGCCGUACAGACCGGGAGAGCUCAUCAGGUUGCCCUGUCUGUUAAAACCCUGCCCCUCCCUAAAGCCCACUUGGAGAACCGGUUCAUGGAGCAAGUGUUCAGCAGACUGCGGAAUCGGUUAUCAACAGCGCAAUGUGAGCUGUGUUCUCGCCGAGGAAAAUUCCGAUGACUCAUCGCGGCGCAGACCGGACAAUUCUCCACCCAGAAUCUUGCCGGAUGAAAUCUGUUUAGGUCGCUCACUCAUCCGUCCUUCUCGCUGGCUGGUCUGCAAAGGUCCUCCGUGUGUAUUUUGGGAGAUCGGAGAGUGGGGCGAGUGCGAAGGAACCUGCGAGGUCGGUCGUCAGAAGCGACGGGUGCGAUGUUUGCAGACAUCUACCCAACAGCCAACAACAUCUGCAGCUACCUCUCCAGCAAAUAGCUCCUUCGAAGCGGAUAAUAGGACGGAUACACGGGAGGUGGAACCCUCAAUGUGUGAAGACCAGCAAAAGCCAGAUGAAGAACGUCCCUGCCCUCUGAUGAACGACUGUCCAUUCUGGUACAAAGGCCUCUGGUCUGCGGUAGGUUAA